Messenger RNA from Ricinus communis (castor bean), 1354 nucleotides. RefSeq lists its product as uncharacterized. Gene Ontology annotation, molecular function: hydrolase activity. Bases 350 to 1198 code for a protein of 282 amino acids. The record is from RefSeq and is a predicted model, not a curated record. The transcript is spliced from 9 exons. Lineage: Eukaryota; Viridiplantae; Streptophyta; Magnoliopsida; Malpighiales; Euphorbiaceae.
CUCUUUGUCCUCUAAUACUACUACUGCUUCCGCUUCAAUGGCGGCCUCAGCACGAAUCGCUAUCGUCGGAGACGUCCAUGAUGAUUGGAAUCUAGAAGAAGAUACAAAGGCACUUCAAUAUCUGCAGCCAGAUUUGGUGCUGUUCACAGGCAGGUUUUCUUUCUCUCACCUUUAACAUAUCUGAUGCCAUUGGCUGGCCUUCAUUUACUUAAUUUGUGGAGCCUACACAAUCAUUUUCACUUGUUUUAAAUGUUGAGGUAAACAUCAAGGAAACUUCUAAAAGGCAUCUAGGUCCAUGCCGCAAAGCAAACUUUUUCGCUCUUCUCAGCACAGCUGAUGCAUUAUAGACAUGUUCAAUAAAUUUGACAUCAGAUUUAUGGAGAGUGAGCCUAUUAUUGGCCAUGGUCAAGUUAUAAUGAGUGAUUUUGGUGAUGAGAAUGCUGAGCUCGUCCAAAGUGUUGCAGAUGUAAAAUUUCCUAAAGCAGUCAUCUUAGGAAAUCACGACUCCUGGCAUACUCAUGAGUUCUCUAAAAAGGAAAAGGAUGCUGUUCAACUUCAACUGGAAUGUCUUGGUGAAGAGCAUGUAGGUUACAGGCGUCUGGAUUUCCCAACGCUAAAACUUAGUGUUGUUGGUGGCCGGCCAUUUUCUUGUGGUGGUAAGCAGCUGUUCCGGAAAAAGCUUUUAUCUGCAAGAUAUAGAGUGCAAGACAUGGAUGGAAGUGCUAUGAGGAUCUAUCAUACUGCUUUGGGCACUCCAGAAGAUCAUCUUGCUAUAUUUCUUGGACAUAAUGGGCCAACAGGUCUUGGUUCUAAUAUUGAUGACAUCUGUGGAAAAGAUUGGGUGUCUGGAGGUGGUGAUCAUGGUGAUCCAGAUCUAGCACAAGCCAUUGCCCACUUAAAAGAGACUGCCAAAGUGAAUGUCCCUCUGGUUGUGUUUGGUCACAUGCAUAAAGAGCUGGCUUAUGGAAAUGGUCUUCGGAAAAUGAUUGUUGUCGGUGCUGACAAGACUAUAUACCUAAAUGGUGCAAUUGUUCCCAGAGUCACUAGAAUUGAUGGUGAACAAGGCACAAGGAGAGCAUUUACUUUAGUUGAGAUUCUUCAAGGGAGAGUAGAUAAAAUUGCAGAAGCUUGGGUUUCUGUUGCCGGAGACGCAACCUCAGUUGAGGAGGAGCUAAUAUUAUUUAAAUCCAGCAACUAACAGUUAUCAUGGAAUCUUAAGACUCUAGUGAGUUACCUAAGGUGUUCAGAACCCAAGCUGUCUCGUUCGAGUCGUCUAUUGUAAUCCUGAUGUGUGUAUACUUGCUUGUCACCAAUUCUCAUCUAAAUAAAGUGUUAAGCCUUUUGCUUCUACAAA